Molecule: messenger RNA, 754 nt
Organism: Nematolebias whitei (Rio pearlfish)
Lineage: Eukaryota; Metazoa; Chordata; Actinopteri; Cyprinodontiformes; Rivulidae
Gene: atp6v1g1
Product: ATPase H+ transporting V1 subunit G1
Exons: 3
Coding region: 109-465 (118 amino acids)
Biological process (GO): proton transmembrane transport
Cellular component (GO): vacuolar proton-transporting V-type ATPase complex
Molecular function (GO): proton-transporting ATPase activity, rotational mechanism
Source: RefSeq, a predicted model, not a curated record
GCACGGUCAGCUGACUUUAGUGGAGCGACUCAGUCCAGGUUCGACCUUCGUUGUUCUGGUCCACUUGUGUGUUUUCUGCUCCGGCCGUCCGCAGCUCUUCUCCCCGGCAUGGCGAGUCAGUCUCAGGGCAUCCAGCAGCUGCUGCAGGCCGAGAAGAGAGCCGCCGAGAAGGUGGCCGAAGCCCGCAAACGUAAGAACCGGCGCCUGAAGCAGGCGAAGGAGGAAGCUCAAGCUGAGAUCGAACAGUACCGCCUACAGAGGGAGAAGGAGUUCAAGACCAAGGAGGCAGCUGCUCUUGGUUCCCAUGGUAACAGCGCAGUGGAAGUGGACCGCGACAUGGCGGAGAAGAUGGCUCGCAUCCAGGAGAGUUACAGCGGUAACCGAGAGGCGGUGCUCAACGACCUGCUGCGGCGCGUCUGCGACAUCCAGCCAGAGUUUCAUGCUAACUACCGUGUGGCAGGCUGAAGGGGCGGAGCAUCACCAGAGGGGCGGGACAGGCAUGUUCCUACUCCGCCUGUAUACUGCAUCCUGAUUGGUUCUUGUUGUCGUUUUCUGUGCUGAUGUUUACGAGGUAUUUAUAUUUCAAAAUAAAUGUUUCAUUACGAUCUUCCUGAAACUAUCAAAAUAAAAGUAUUCUGAGAUGUCUAGCCAAUCAUGUGUCCUGAUUAGCUAGAGGGGGAAAAAAAUUUAACUUUUUGUGUGAAACAGUAUGGUUUCCUGUUUGUAGCCAUGUGACUUCAUGUUGUGUUUGUGA